Molecule: messenger RNA, 1929 nt
Organism: Schizosaccharomyces cryophilus OY26
Lineage: Eukaryota; Fungi; Ascomycota; Schizosaccharomycetes; Schizosaccharomycetales; Schizosaccharomycetaceae
Product: deoxyhypusine hydroxylase
Exons: 1
Coding region: 784-1740 (318 amino acids)
Biological process (GO): peptidyl-hypusine biosynthetic process
Molecular function (GO): deoxyhypusine monooxygenase activity
Source: RefSeq, a predicted model, not a curated record
ACAAAAUAUGUUUCUUACUGAAUCUUCAUUUCUCAAAUACGCAUACAUAAUGGAAGAGAAAUCAGGUUUCAAGAACUCGGUUUUAUAAGCUCUUUAAAAGGAAAGUUUCAAAUCCAAUGGUGACAUCUAUUUAAUUUAAAUCCAUGAAUCAACAGGUUUUCUUUAACAAGUCGUGAAUGAAGCCUUUUGUUUCAUUAAAAUAACAGUUAAAAUCCCUCCGCGUUUCGUUUGGCGUAUACCUUUCUCAUUUCUUUAAAAUAAAGAUGAAAAGAGAAAAACAUAACUUUCAUAUAUCCAAGAAUUGAAACGAACACCCUCGACAGUCCAUAUUAUACAGGAAAGAACAACAAAUCAUCAAAGUUUGGAAUUCAUUAGGAUAUUCCCGUUCCUAGCAAAAAAAUAAUAAAUUUCUUUUCAUUUUUCAGAAAAAUGGCGUGGUUUUAAUAAUACUUUUGUUCAUUGGAAGAAUGAGGUUAGGUAUGGGUAUAAAUUUCAAAAUCACUGUUGGAAGACACUUGUCUCUUUCCAACGCGACCUAAAAGAAGUGCUUGGUUGGAAAAUUGCUUCCAAAAAUUCAAAAAAAAAGAUUAAAUAUAAAUUUGAUAUAAUAGAUUUCUUAAAAGAAAAACUCUUUGUAAUUUAUUGAACAAAGAGAAGAAACUUGAAAAAUUUUUGGAAGAAGCGCUUCUUCAAUCUUAUUUAUUCAGGGUUUUAGGUUGGUUAUAGACUAGAAUUGUGUAUAUUACGGAGAUUUUUUAAUUUUAGGAGUGAAUUUUUUAUACCAUGUCGUCCGAAACAGCAGAUCAAAAAGUGAUUGAUGAACUUGAACGUGUUCUCGUCAACAAGGAUGGGAAAAGCGAUUUACCUUUCCGCUAUCGUGCCUUGUUCAGUUUGAAUGCUUUGGCUCAAAAAGGAGACAAGCGCGCUAUUGAUGCGGUUUAUAACGCUUUUGGAGAUGAGUCUGAAUUAUUGAAGCACGAGAUGGCUUAUGUUUUAGGACAAUCCGGUCAAGAAUAUGCGAUAGAACCCUUGACUAAAAUUGUCGAAGAUGCAAACCAGCAAGUCAUGGUUCGUCACGAAGCUGCUGAAGCAUUGGGUGCUCUUGGCUUUACCAAGAGUUUGCCUGUAUUGGAAAAGUACUACAAAAAUGAUCCUUUAGCGCCUAUUCGUGAAACUUGUGAAUUGUCCAUUGCCCGUAUUCAGUGGAAGAAUGGUCUCGACAAGAAUAACGAGAAGAUUACCCCAAGCAUGUACGACAACAUCGUCGAUCCUGCUCCUCCUAUGCCUGAUUCUUCAAACGAUAUUAAUAAAGAAAUAGAACAACUGAAAUCUGAACUAGUUGACCAAAAUCUUUCUCUGUUUUACCGUUACCGUGCCAUGUUUCGAUUGCGCAAUAUUGGUAACAAGGAAGCUAUUACUGCUUUAGUCGAAGGAUUUAAUGAUCCUUCUGAUUUGUUCCGUCAUGAAAUUGCUUUCGUCUUCGGUCAAAUGGUUGAUCCCUAUUCUGUUCCUGCUCUCAUCAAGGUGUUGGAAAACACUGAAGAAGUGGAUAUGGUUCGACACGAGGCUGCAGAGGCAUUGGGUGGAAUUGCUACUGAUGAAUGUCUUCCUGUUUUGGAAAAGUUUUCAAAGGAUAAUGUUCGUGUUGUUGCCGAAUCUUGCGCUGUUGCUCUUGAUAUGGUGAAGUAUGAAAAAUCUGGUGAAAUGGAAUACGCUUAUAUUCCUAAAGUCUCUUCAUAAGCUGUUAUUGUUACCAAGUUACAAAGUAUGUACUUGAAAAGGAAACCCCGGAAACGGGUAAUGCGUUUUUUUAUUUUUUUUUCAUUUUACCAAAGUAGUCUUUUCGGUUAUUUUUCAAAUGACAAUUGAGUUUUAAUUUUUUUUCUUUAGCAAUGAACAAGAGUCUUGUUUUUUAUUGAUAGUCUUCCC